Molecule: messenger RNA, 698 nt
Organism: Dufourea novaeangliae
Lineage: Eukaryota; Metazoa; Arthropoda; Insecta; Hymenoptera; Halictidae
Gene: mRpS7
Product: 28S ribosomal protein S7, mitochondrial
Exons: 5
Coding region: 1-687 (228 amino acids)
Biological process (GO): ribosomal small subunit assembly; translation
Cellular component (GO): ribosome
Molecular function (GO): structural constituent of ribosome; rRNA binding; mRNA binding
Source: RefSeq, a predicted model, not a curated record
AUGGCCCUUGUAAAACCAUUUAACGUAUUACUUUUGCACAAUGUGAAAAGAUGUAUACCAAUAAACAUCAUCCAGCAGUACAGUAUGUUUCCAAGUUCUUAUAGAAAUCCAAUUUUUAAAAAAGAUGAACAAGAAAAAGUACUUCAAAGUGAAGAAGGAAUUACAUUAGCUCAUAUGCCUAUUAAAUCAGCCUUUACCUCUGAUACAUCGUCUGAAUUUCAUGAUGUACUUGCUAGGAAAUUCAUGAACUAUAUAAUGCGUGAUGGUAGAAAAGUAUUAGCUAGAUCAUUACUGGAAAAAACAUUUGAAAAUAUUAAAGUAAUGCAAUUAGAACAUUAUAAUAAGUCAUCACCUGAACAAAAACAAUAUAUUGAAUUGAAUCCAAAAGUAAUUUUGGAACGCGCCAUACAGAAUUGUACUCCAAUUUUGCAAUUGAAAAAGAUUAAAAAGGGUGGAAUUACUUAUCAGGUUCCAGUACCAGUGACUGAUACAAGAGCUAGUUUUUUGUCAAUGAAUUGGUUAAUUCGAAGUGCAAAAGGAGAAGCAACUAAAACACCAUUACCUACAGUGUUAGCACGUGAACUUCUUGAUGCUGCUAGUAAUAAGGGACGAGUCGUCAAAAAAAAGCAAGAAUUACAUAGACAGUGUGAAGCAAAUCGGGCUUAUGCGCAUUUUAGAUGGACAUAAAUAUAAAAACU